Cynara cardunculus var. scolymus (artichoke) is the source of this 795-nucleotide messenger RNA. RefSeq names its product ethylene-responsive transcription factor ERF113-like. Gene Ontology annotation, molecular function: DNA-binding transcription factor activity; DNA binding. NCBI's taxonomy places the organism in Eukaryota, Viridiplantae, Streptophyta, Magnoliopsida, Asterales, Asteraceae. The transcript has 3 exons. The record is from RefSeq and is a predicted model, not a curated record. Bases 1 to 795 code for a protein of 264 amino acids. Gene Ontology annotation, biological process: ethylene-activated signaling pathway; regulation of DNA-templated transcription.
AUGCAAAAGGUCAAGGUGGCAGAUCAUCGGAGACAUGGGAAGAGGGGCCUUCCGCCCGAUCAUCAAUCGGAAUCACAAUCACAAUCACAACUAGAUGAUGAUGAUAUCGAUAAUAUUGAUGAUGAACAACAGCAGAUAUUUCCAGUUUACUCCCCUCGAUCUCAGCAGGACAUGUCUGCCAUCGUCUCUGCUCUUUCUCAGGUCAUCGGAACCACCGAUGUCCCCUUGAUCUCCACUUCUGCUCCUACGGCAAACCAACCACCACCCAUUCAAGAUCACCCAGGGAACCAAAGGAGGAGACACUAUAGAGGAGUCAGGCAAAGACCUUGGGGGAAAUGGGCUGCGGAAAUACGCGAUCCACAAAAGGCGGCAAGGGUGUGGCUUGGCACGUUCGAGACAGCCGAGGCAGCGGCACUUGCCUACGACGAGGCGGCUCUUCGGUUUAAAGGAACCAAAGCGAAGCUCAAUUUCCCCGAGCGAGUUCAAGGGAGGACCGAGUUAGGUUAUUUCAUCACUCGUCCGCAAUUACAAAUCCCCGUGCCGCCUACUAAUUUUCUACCAAAUUCUCAGCUGCCCGCAGCUCAUCAUCUACUUCGGCCACCGACUCAGAGCACGUACCCUAAUCUUCUCGAUUACACUCAGUUUCUUCGUGGUGCUAACGAGCACGGUAUGCCUACGAAUGUUUUGAACUGUACGACUUCAUCGUCUUCGAUGGAUAUGGGAAGUUCAUCAAGUGCUGGACCUUCACAAUUCUGGCAAGAUUUUGAUCCAACAAAUCAAUCAAGAGAUCAGUAG